CAUAUCACCUUAUCCCCAAUAUCCAAACAUUUUCUCAUCAAAUAAUAUUCAAACCUCCUCCUUCCAUUUCCCACCACCCAAAACUAAAAAAAAGAAGAAGAUACACCGAGUCAUGGCCAUGGCAACCCAAGCCUCCCUCUUCUCCGCCGCCGCCCCGAAAUCCUCCGUGGCAGCCCCGUGGAAGCAAUCCCUCGCCAGCUUCCCCUCCCUAAAGCCCACCAAAAUCCACACCAACCGCCCCAUCCGCGCCAUGGCCGAGGAGGCCCCCGCCGCCGCCAAGAAGGCCGAAGCUCCCGCGGGAUUCACCCCGCCGGAGCUGGACCCGAACACACCCUCCCCGAUCUUCGGAGGCAGCACGGGCGGGCUCCUCCGGAAGGCGCAGGUGGAGGAGUUCUACGUGAUCACGUGGGAGUCCCCGAAGGAGCAGGUGUUCGAGAUGCCGACGGGAGGCGCCGCCAUCAUGAGGCAGGGACCGAACCUGCUGAAGCUGGCGAGGAAGGAGCAGUGCCUCGCCCUCGGCACCCGACUCCGCUCCAAGUACAAGAUCAACUACCAAUUCUACCGGGUUUUCCCCAACGGAGAGGUGCAGUAUCUGCACCCCAAGGAUGGGGUCUACCCGGAGAAGGUCAACCCCGGGAGGACCGGCGUCGGCCAGAACUUCCGGUCCAUUGGGAAGAAUGUCAGCCCCAUCGAGGUCAAGUUCACCGGCAAGCAGGUCUACGAUUUGUAAUUUCUCAUCGCCUUAAUUCAUUACUGUUUGUAACCGUGUAUUUAUGCAUGAAAGAUACUCCUACUUUGUUAAAUGUGGUUCAGUAAUUCAUCUCUUUCUAUCAUUCA
This is a messenger RNA of Salvia splendens (bonfire salvia), 837 nucleotides long. Its product is annotated as photosystem I reaction center subunit II, chloroplastic. NCBI's taxonomy places the organism in Eukaryota, Viridiplantae, Streptophyta, Magnoliopsida, Lamiales, Lamiaceae. Bases 113 to 730 code for a protein of 205 amino acids. The record is from RefSeq and is a predicted model, not a curated record. Gene Ontology annotation, cellular component: photosystem I reaction center; photosystem I. The transcript has a single exon. Gene Ontology annotation, biological process: photosynthesis.